CUUCAUUCAAUCGUCAGAUUAUACCAGCAUCUUAUUUAAAGCUGGGAGUAUAUCACUGAAUCCGAGAGCCGCAGUUCUUUCUUCACAUGGUCGCAUUAACUCUUGUAACCGCUUCGCUCCUCGUAGGCUCUCUGCUUCAUCGAUGGUUCAGACGACCGUCAGUCAAGCACGUCAAGGGACCACCGUCGGCCUCUUUCUGGCUAGGUCACGAACGUGUUCUCCGCAAUCAAGAUAAUGCUGGUGAUCUUGAAACGAAAUGGCGUAGGGAAUAUGGCACAAUUUAUCGCGUUAGGGGCUGUUUUGGGCAAGACGUCCUGGUAGUGUGUGACCCCAAGGCUUUCGAACAUAUUUUCCACAAGUCACGACCUUAUCCAAAAUCGAAGGACAACACCUUCAUCCUGAAUCUCUUCGUUGGCCAGGGGCUUGUCACUGUCGCUAAUGAAGCUCACUACCGCCAACGCAAGAUCCUGAAUCCGGCAUUCUCCCUUACGCAGCUCCGAAAAUACGAGAUUAUCUUUCAGCAAUGCUCUGACAAGCUUGUGAACGGGAUCAAGAGAACUGUGACUGGUACAGAUGAAACCGUCAAUAUCCUUGACUGGACAAGCAAGGUCACCCUAGAUAUAAUUGGGUUAGCCUCGUUCCGGUAUGAUUUUGGUUCGCUCGAUGGUCAAACAACAGAGCUAGGGCGAGCGAUGAAGCAUCUUUUAACUGCUUCACAAUCCAAUACAACGGCACUAGAAUUUGUUCUUUUAGCUCUGAUCCGAAUGCUUCCAGAUUCGGCCCUAGGAUUCUUACAGCUGAUCUCUACCCGAGAGAUUCGUUUACUUGCCAGCGUAGGAAAUGUUGCCAAGAAAACCGCGCGAGAGGUCAUGGCUAGCCAUAAUGAGGUACAGAUACCAGGCUCCGACAAAGACAUCGUUAAUCUCCUAGGCGCAGCUAAUGUUCGUAGUCAUAGUCUUACUUACCCUUCUUCAUUCAAACUUUUGUGUUCUAGGACCUUCGUUAUUGCCGGGCACGAGACGUCAAGCACUAGCCUAUCCUGGCUGUUAUACGAACUGGCUGUGCAUCCUGAACAUCAGUCCAUAAUUCGCGCAGAGCUCAAACAGUCAAACGACUACGACUCGAUGCCAUUCUUGAACGCAGCUAUCAAAGAGGCUCUCCGUCUACACCCAAUUGCACAUUCCUUGAUACGUACCGCUCCUCGUGAUGACGUCCUCCCUCUCUCUGAAGGGAGAACACUUGCCAUACCCAAGGGGCAGACACUGGUUUGUUCCGCUUACCUAUACAACCGUCUUCCAUCUCUCUGGGGAGACGACGCGGAAGAGUGGAACCCUGGUCGGUUUCUUGACAAGACUUUGCCUGUCUCGCUUGGUGUGUAUGCUAAUCUGAUGACGUUUAGUGCUGGAUCUCGUUCAUGCAUCGGGUGGCGAUUUGCCGUCAUGGAAAUGCAAACAAUUCUAGCCAACCUAAUUCGGCACUUCGAAUUCAGUUUGCCCGAGGGAGGAGUCGAGGUCCUACAUUUUCCUGGUUCACCAGGGGUCAUACCCUUUGUGAAGGGAAAAGCGCAUUUAGGCUCUCAGCUACCUUUAAGGGUGAGGGUUUUACAUUAG
Messenger RNA from Desarmillaria tabescens, 1610 nucleotides. Its product is annotated as cytochrome P450. The transcript has 14 exons. Lineage: Eukaryota; Fungi; Basidiomycota; Agaricomycetes; Agaricales; Physalacriaceae. The record is from RefSeq and is a predicted model, not a curated record. Gene Ontology annotation, molecular function: oxidoreductase activity, acting on paired donors, with incorporation or reduction of molecular oxygen; heme binding; iron ion binding. Bases 87 to 1610 code for a protein of 507 amino acids.